AUGCCAACCCCCACUGAAGGCUCUCGGACCAGGACUCCCCGGAGAGCUGCCGCGAGAGGUAAAUGGAGUGAAGAGCAGCUCUUCACUAGCGACAAGUCUCUCCUCAUUGACUUAGACCUUGUGAAACUGCUUACGCAACCGCAAGCAUGGAAUUGCCUUGAAGAAAGUGAGAAGCGGGAGAUCCUCGCUUUACUCCCCGCAGGCGUUCACCCCGAUGCGGAGACCACCACGGACGACCCAAAUGCCAAGAUACCUCCAAUUCCCGACAAUUUCAUCCGGUACUCGAAUAAUUGGCGAGAUGGUAUUCGUCAAUUCCAGCUCGAUCUACAAAAUGGCCGCUAUGACCCUGAAUGGCUGCACCAGGCCGAGGAUGCCAGACAGAAGCGCCAGGCCGGCGACUUCGACAACUUCAAAGAACGAGAAUACGAGCAGUUUUGGGGCCAAAAGCAAAAGGCAGCUAUGAGAGCAACUGCCGGGGAGAUGGCGCAUGUGAAAAUAAAAACCCUUAUUGACGAGGGUGCUUUCCGGCUCGGCGAUAUCUGGAGGUUUGAAUAUGUCUACGGCAAAGGGCCAGACAGAAUAUUCAUUCAGAAAGAGUCCAGAAUUGUCAAAUUUGAUGGAGUCAAGAUGACCUUUGCGAUCCCACCUGGUCAACUAGUGUUUCUCCGUGGCACUUCUCACCAAGCUCAGGAAUGCGGUGCUCCUGCAAAGGAUCAGAUAAACGCAGGACUCGAUAUGAAAAUACAUCCACAGACACUCACAACUCCUGCAGCUUCAAAUGAUAGAUCCUUGGAAGGUACCACAGAAGCUCCCUUGCACAGCGGCCCCUCUGCCCAGAAUCAUGACGAUACGCAAGUAUAUACCGGGACAGUGUCUGAGACUGUCGCGCAAUCUUCCAAUGAGGAGGAUCCAGAAAUUGCGAAAGACAUUAGUGUUAUAAUUGCCAAACCCGAUCGAAAAGAGAAUUCCAACGGUCUUAAGCGCCCAACUCAAAAUCCGCCUGAGAUUGAAUCCGAUUCCCCAGUGAAACGCAAUCGAGGACAGCCACCCAAGAAGCCCCGAAAGCUACUCGCGCCAAACCCCGCAUCGGAGACAUCCGACCUCGAAGAAAGCAACUCGACCCCUGCUCUUCCUUCCGAUCCAAACAUCAUGGCAAUAGCUGAUAUCACAUCUGUCCCUGUCCCAUCAUUGCCUGGAGAUGUACCUAUCGAUCUGGAUAUCACAGACGAGAUAGCUGAACAGCCCACUGACAUUGUCAAUGCUUCCAUAUCAAAGACUGAGGUAUCCUCGGAGAGCGAGCAGCAUGAAAUCGACAUUCCUGCAAGCUCUCAGGCGCAAGAUCCGAAUCUUAUCUCUUCUCAAUCUACGGCCAUUGAUGAAGAUGACAUCAUCGUCCCGAACAUUAUGUCGCCUGGCGGCCUUGCCAUAGCGAUGCUGCAGAUCGAUGGCCGCAUGCCCAACGGCCGUGUUGCGAAUGGCUGGAAAGACAUUCGCUGCAUCCGAAAUAAUCAGGACAUAGGAAGUCUCUUUGAUGUGCGAGAAGCUUGGUUCGUUCAGAAUGAACAGACGUAG
Penicillium nucicola is the source of this 1572-nucleotide messenger RNA. RefSeq lists its product as uncharacterized. The transcript is spliced from 3 exons. Lineage: Eukaryota; Fungi; Ascomycota; Eurotiomycetes; Eurotiales; Aspergillaceae. Bases 1 to 1572 code for a protein of 523 amino acids. The record is from RefSeq and is a predicted model, not a curated record.